This is a messenger RNA of Cetraspora pellucida, 3630 nucleotides long. The record is from the annotation of a GenBank genome assembly. Lineage: Eukaryota; Fungi; Glomeromycota; Glomeromycetes; Diversisporales; Gigasporaceae.
AUGUUUGAAAAGUCGCUCACAGAUCUCAUUCGUGGUAUCCGCGCAAACAAGAAAAAUGAACAAAAAUACAUUGCUGCGUGCUUACAGGAGAUCCAUCAAGAAGUAAAGAGUAAUGAUCCCGAUAUAAAAGCACAGGCAAUAUCAAAACUGACUUAUGUACGUGGAAUUAUCAGCUACGAUAUGUCAUGGGCAUCUUUUCAUGUAGUUGAAGUUAUGUCAUCGGCGAAAUUUUUUCAGAAACAUUCGGGUUACUUGGCGGCCACGCAAUCCUUCCGGCAGGAUACAGAUGUGUUAAUGUUAACUACUAAUUUAUUAAAAAAGGUGGAUCUCGCAUCAGGAAAUCACCUUGAGGUCGGUAUAGCUCUUAAUGGACUCUCUCACAUCGUCACACCAGAUCUUGCUCGUGAUCUUUGUCAGGAUCUUGUUUCAAUGCUUAGUCAUUCUCGUCCUUAUGUGCGAAAAAAAGUGGUGCUUGUUCUUUAUAAACUCUUUCUUAAAUUUCCUGAAGCCUUGAGAUUAAGUUUUCCCCGUUUAAAAGAACGGAUUGAUGAUCCUGAUUCAUCGGUCGUAUGCGCUGUUGUUAAUGUAGUAUGUGAAUUAGCACGGAAAAAUCCAAAAAACUAUUUGUCUCUUGCACCACAAUUGUUUAAGUUAUUUAAUACUUCUUCCAAUAAUUGGAUGCUUAUAAAAAUUAUUAAACUGUUUGGUGCUUUAACACCAUUAGAGCCACGCCUUGCCAAGAAACUUUUACCACCAAUUACACAACAAAUACAAACAACUGCAGCUAUGUCAUUACUAUAUGAAUGUAUACAUACCGUAAUUAUUGGCGAUAUGCUAACGUCAGGUGGAAAUUCUGAUGCUUUGGCUGCAAUGUGUGUCAACAAAUUGAGGAUAUUCCUAGAAGAUCCUGACCAGAAUUUGAAAUAUGUUGGACUCUUGGCAUUAUCCAAAAUUCUUCCAACAUAUCCAAAAUUAGUAGCAGAAAACCGUGAUAUUAUUCUAAAAUGUAUUGAUGACCAUGAUAUUAGUAUCCGUUUACACAUCGUUAAACGCUUGAUGUCACAUCUUUUACCAUCAAAUAAUAAUAAUGACGCAUCAUCAGAUCAUCUACUCCCAUCAACAUUGCUUGAACCAGCUUAUCGAGCAGACAUAAUAAAUCGGAUUAUAUAUAUAUCUGGUGUUAAUGUUGGUGACUUACUAACAACCCAAAUAAUGGAUGUUGGUGUUCGUGUCAAGAGUGUACGGCAAUAUUGUGUAAAAGCAAUGCAAAGAUUGCUAUCAGAUUCUAGUCUUUUGGAAAAUUCUAAAUUUUCAGAAUCCAAUUCUGAAGUGCUUUAUGCUGCUGCUUGGAUAACAGGGGAAUAUUGCAGUUAUCUGGAAACACCAACUGAUACCAUUGGAUUUCUUGUUCAGCCUGGCGUUACAAAGCUUCCGUAUAAUGUUCAAGCUGUUUAUAUUCAAAGUAUUUUGAAAAUAUAUGCACAGUGGGCAAAUAAUUUGACUUAUAAUUGGGAUGAGGAUUCAAAACAGGAAUUAUUGCGGUUUACAGAAAUGAUAAAAGAUAAAAUAUCAAUGUUUUGCUCUAGUACCGAUUUGGAAGUUCAAGAAAGGGCGUACAAUGCACGAGAGAUAUUUUCAAUAAUCCAUCAACAUUUGACUAUGACACCAGAUAAUUCGUUUGAUGUUAAAAAUGAUAUAUAUACCUCAACCAAUAAACCUCCUGAUGUCAUCUCUGAGCUUUAUCCGCUUUGUUUUUAUUAUGAGCUUAAUCCUGUGGCUCCUAAAGCACAAAAAAAGGUGCCAGUUCCCGAAGGAUUAGACUUAGAUGCAUGGAUUAAUGAACCAUUACCUGAAUCAGAAAACAAUGAGAGUGAAGAAGAGGAAGAAAGUUAUGGGUAUGGAUAUACUCAAAAGUUUGGUGGAAGUGGUGAUUUGAUAUUUUCUAGUGGUAGUGGUACAGCGAUUGGAAGGCGUCGCGGUAGAAAAUCAAGUAAAAAAAAGUAUGACAGUGAAGAGGAUGAGGAACUUAAGGAAAAGCGCCGCAAUGAACGUAAUGAACGUAUCAAGAAUGAUCCAUUUUAUAUUAGUAGUACAGGGAAAGAUCUUGUUAAAAAUUCAAAACCAGACAGACAAUCAAAACGUAUUACGGAAGAAAUUGAUGUGGAUUCUAUACCAGUAGUUCGUUUGACGAUGGAUGAAUUUACCUUUAAAACCGAUAAAAAAAAAUCUAAAAAAUCUAAAGCGUCAAAGAAAAAAGAAGACCGACAUUCACCGCCACCUGCUCCACCGGUUAUUUAUACUGACAUUGGUGAGAUGCCAGAGAAUGCUACUAUAUCCGAUGAAGAAAAGGAUACUACGAAAACUGGCUAUAAUAAUCCUUGGAACACAAUAUCAAACAAAACUGGUAUUUUAGAUGUAGAUUUUUCUGGUUUGUCAAAUAUAGAUCUGUCAACACCAUUAGGAAAAGAUGAGAAAUUUCCACAGACCGCAGUUUAUCUUGCACCUGAGGAGGUUCGAAGGCGAGAAGAGGAAAGGGUAAGACGAAGAAUUGAAGAAAGACGAAUCAAGCAGACACAAGAAAGUACAUCUCGGACUAAAAAAAGCAAGGACGAAAAACAAAAAUCGAAAGCCUCUUUAGAGAUUACUCCAAAAACAAAAAGUGUGGAAAAUAAUGGUGAACAAUCAUCUAAAUCCAAAAAGGCACCCAGGAAAAAACGUGUCGAAGAGACUGAUGAUCGAAAGAAAAAAGGAAAGAAGGACAAAGGAAAGAAACCCAAAAAGAAGAAUCUAACAUUAGAUGGUGCCACAUCAGAACAUAAUAAUGUAGUUGUAGAACCGCACAGAAUUAGCACUGUUACAAUCAAAACAUUGGUGGAUUCAGACGAUAUUCAAGUUGUAGGUUCUUCUACAGAAGUCAAAAAUGAACCUCCUAUAAUGAUUGCAGAUUUCACUGUUCGCAAUAAUUGUUCAUACAAAUAUCCCCUUUCUAAAUUGGCAUUUGCUUUUGAAUCAACAUCAGACAUUCAAUUUGACAAAGCAUUAAUAGAGAUAGGUGAAUUACAACAUGACGAGCAAAAAAGCGUGACAAUAGAAUUUAAAGUCAUGGGAAUUGUUGGUGUGGGUUUAAGUGUUUCUGGGAACAUUACGUACGAAAUACAGUCGGAUGAAGAAACAAAAACAAAUUCUGAUAUACCAAUAAGGUUUGAGUUGCCUAUGGCGGUAUUCAUGCUAAACAUUCCAAAAAUGACGCCAGAAGAGUUUAAGUCGUGUGUUUCUAAAACAGCGGACUUUCCAUUUACUGGAUCAACAUCUAUACUGCUAAAUACUUCAACUAAUUUAAUUGAACAAUCUUUCCAAAACGAUGUGAUACGAUUAAUACCAAUGGCAAUGGGAACGCAUAUUGUUGAGCAAAUACCUGGUGCUAUAACAAUCUAUGGUAGGAGUGUACAAGGAUAUCAAGUUGCAGGGUUAGCAAAAUUAACGGUUGAAAAAAAUUUAGUUGUGGAAGAAAUUGAGAUACCUGGUAGUGCACAAAAUACCGGGGUUCGCAUUGAACUUAAAUGCACAGACCAGGCAUUCGUCGAUGGUUUAAUUAGAGAGAUUGAUUAUUUGUUUAGAAAAGAAUUGUGA